UCUGCUGGUGGAUGGGGAGAAAAUGGAGGUGAACAGAAGAGAAGUGCCUUUAUAUGGACAGGUGGAGGCCCAUGUAAUGUUACAACCCAUUCCUCCAGAAGACGCAGAGUUUUAUGUGGUUCUACAAGGCUCUAGACUUACCCAUGUGACUGAAGCAAAAAGAGGAGAUGAUGGACUGACUCUGUCUUUCACAGCUCCUGGCCAUGACCUUGUGGAAGUUGUCUCUGUCACACCUUACUUUUACACAGAGGACCAGGUCAAGCCCUGCAGGGGUGAAGCAUCUCUUGAAUAUGUCAGGGAUAUUGCCCAGGAAGCAGCAGAGUACCUGAGUGCAAACAAGGACCAGCUUGGCCCUCAGAGCUACCUAGAAGUCUUGAAGAGGUUUUCCACGUGGGUGCAGGGAGAUGACAAGGAACUCACUGCUGGACCAUUAGAUCGCAUUGAGGAGGAUGUACGGCUUAGACAAAGUUCAGGCGAUGAAGCAGAUGUCAAACAGCUGGAUGAGAGGAUCACACAGGCUAUGGCUAACAUGGAUUACCCUCAGCAGUGGAAAAACACUGACAAACAGCCCAGAGAAGCUGUUGAACUUCAGCCCAAAGAAACUCUCCUUCACCUUGCAGUGCGCUUGGGUUUGGUCCAUCUCUCCCGUUUCUUAAUUCACCAGCCAAGAGGUCAAAGGGCAUUGACUUUGCCCAAUCAGGAGGGAUACACACCUCUCCAGCUGGCUCAGAAGGAUGGAGAACAUGCCAUGUUCAGGGUGCUGGCAGCACCUCCAGGUCCUGUAGUCGGCCCCAUUCCCGGUGUAUGGUGUGUUUGGUCAGACAGCUCCCGCAUGAUGAGGUUUUGUCCUGGGACGGACUCAUUGACCCUGACUGUGCAGGAGUCUCCCAGCAGCUGCUCUCAGGAGGGCAUCAUGUUCCUCCGAGACAGACUGGGAGACCACAGCGUCCUCAAACUGAUCUCUGUGCUUAGAGCCGACAGUGAGGUUGAAAAGAGGGACAAAAAGGAAGGGCAUCCUAGCAAUGAAGGCGCUAGCAAGGAGAUCCGAGCGGAGGAGCAUGUGCUGGUUGACAAUGUUUUUGAAGAACAGCUUGUUCUCUCUUUGGAUGACGACGACGAUGAAGAAGAGUACCCAUCCUCAUUAUUUGUAAAUGGGCAUCCCAUGCAGUCCAAUGGAGUUCAAAGCCAGUUCUCCCAUCAUGCUACAGAACCUCUGCUUUCCAUGAUCAACAGCAGCAAUCAGACACAGCCGACACAGGCGGAUGAUGCCGACACAAGGUGCAAUAUCAGCGGAGUGACGAGUGACAGCACAGCGACUGACAGCGGAUUAUGGGACACAGUGGACUCAGAGGAUCUCCUGCUAGCCACUGAUACGCCUCCGCCCUAUUCAGAAGACUUCUACCCUCCCUCUGUACCCUGCUCUCUCCCUCUCCAACUCUCACGUGCUGACCAGGCACUCUCCAGGCUGAGCCGUCUCACCUCCCCUGAGUCGACCAAUCAGAGAGACAGUCCGCCCAUGGACACCUGCGACCUCAGUCCCAGUCUAGUGGCUCUGGAAGUGGACAGUGAAGAGGACAGCAUUGAGCCAAAGUCACCGCUUUCCCCGCUCUCCUCAGAUGUUGAGAAAAAUGAAGACAAAACUGAAACCAAUACUCACUCCCCUGACCUUACUUGCACUCGCAGCCAGUCUGCCUCCUCAGCAUGUGAACCCGCCACAAAAGAACUGGGUGACCAGGGGAUACGACUGCGCUCUUAUUCCUACUCCUCCUCGAAAAUCAGUUUACGUCCUUCUCGUUUUGCCCGGGACAACCACACUUUAGAUCCCAACCCAGAACAAAGAGCCUCCAGUAUAUCAGAACAGGCACAUGAGAAAAGAAUUGAAGAGGAGGAGUUGGAUAAGUACAACAUCCCAACCAAGGUGGAGUCAGAGAAGUACAAAGUGAUUCGUACCUUCAGUUUUCUCAAGAACAGGAUGGCCAGUACACGCAACAAGACAAAGGGGAAAGGGAAGGACAGAGAAGCCAAGGAUAGACAGACAAAUGGACACCAGUUUGCAACAGGCUCCUGUUUGGGCCCCACAGUGUGCGUGGUUUGUGACAAACCAGUAACUGGAAAAGACCUUCUACAUUGCCCCCGUUGCACUGCCAUGGUCCAUAAAGGCUGUAAAGAAUCUGUCCCCCCAUGCUUGAAAAAACUACAGGAUAAGUAUACUGUUACCAUGGUGAAGAACAGGACAGCAUCCCUCCCACAGAAUUUCACAGUGAGAGACAGCCCUCCUCAGUCUGUGAUCCCCAUCUCCAACUCUCCUCCUAUCGUGUCCCCUAAAGAGAAUAAGGACGCCUCACCUCUAUCAUGCACGCUCUCUGGAAGCUUCCCCAGCAGCGAAAGUCGGCUCAGUGAGAGUUCAGAGACAGAGCUGGAUAACUGGAAGCUGUCCAGCCAAUCAGACGAACUCCAACCAACUCCUGUGUCCUCCACCUCCACUGACUCAUCCUUGGGAGAUGACUGUGUGGAUGGGUAUAUCCACAGUGACAUCUUAGCUGAUGCUGUGGAUUUCGAGGCUGAGUCAUGGAGUCUGACAGUGGAGCACAAGUUCUGCAAGAAGCAGGACAAACGAGCUGUCAAGAGGCAGGAUGUUAUCUAUGAGCUGAUGCAGACUGAGGUUCACCACCUACACACUCUGCACAUCAUGGCAGAGGUUUUCCGGCGAGGUAUGAAGGAGGAAGUGCAGCUUGACACAGAAGCGGUGGAGCGGGUCUUCCCCUGUCUGGACCAGCUGCUCCUCCUCCACCAUGCCUUCUUCACUGCCUUGAAGGAGCGGCGACACAGCUCGGCCCAGCCACAGGGCCACAGGAACUACCUCAUCCAACGAAUAGGAGAUGUCUUACUUCAACAGUUUUCAGAUGAGAAUGGAGAAAAAAUGAAGCAGGUGUAUGGAGAAUUUUGCAGUCAUCACAAUGAAGCGGUCAGCUUUUUCAAAGAGCUCCAGCAGCAUAACAAGAGAUUUCAGAACUUCAUUAAGCAACAAGGUAAUAAUUCAUUGGUGCGACGGAAAGAGAUCCCUGAGUGCAUCUUACUGGUUACCCAAAGGAUUACAAAGUACCCAGUGCUGCUGGAGAGGAUCCUACAAUAUACCCAAGAAGAAACAGAGGACCAUGCAGUCCUCUCCAAAGCACUUGUCCAGAUUCGAGAGGUGAUUGCAGCUGUGGACUUGAGUGUCAGCGAGUAUGAGCGGCAUCAGAGGUUACAGGAAGUGUGGAACCGCAUAGAGAAUCGCAGCACAGCCAAGCUAAAGAACGGCCAUACCUUCCGCAAGCAGGACAUGAUGGGUCUGGGACAAACCCUCAAACACCAGGGCCUGCUCCUGUGGAAGACCGCUACCGGCCGACUUAAAGAUGUCCUGGCACUCCUUCUCACAGAUACUCUCAUCUUCCUACAAGAAAAAGACCAGAAGUAUACAUUUGCAACUGUGGAUCAGAAGCCUCCUGUCAUUGCACUGCAGAAGUUAAUAGUGCGAGAAGUAGCAAAUGAAGAGAGAGGCAUGUUUCUGAUCAGCGCAUCAGCCGCCGGGCCAGAAAUGUACGAGGUCCACACAUCGUCCAAAGAGGAACGAAAUACCUGGAUGAGGCUCAUUAGAGAGGCUGUGGAGAGCUGUCCGGAGGAAGAAGAAGAAUACACAAGUGAAUCUGAAGAGGAGAAGCGAGUUGCUGAGGCUCGUAUUCAGAAGAUCCAUAAAAUACAAGAGAGUCUGAUGAGCCAGGACCAGCAGAUCUGCUCCAGCCUGGAGGAAAAGCUGCAGAUCUUUGCAGAGCUCUCUGCUCUGAGUGGGAGGACGGAGGCUUCUCUGAUUGAACCGCGACUGCUCGUCCAGCCGCACUCAGAGGAGCCGCCCCAGGCUGCUGCGCUGCUGGCUGCAGCUCUGCAAGAAGCUGAGAACCUUAAAGCCGCACUGUCCUCCAAGGUCUGUUCCCCAUCCAGUCACAGCUCUGACUCCGACAUAGACUCUGUGUUUCCUGUCAGCCCUGUUACACUUGAGGAACCCCCAUCAGACCCAGAGGCCUCACCAAGGGACCCUGAGGCCAGUGAGAGGAGUUGGGCCGAGGCGGUUGUACUUCAGUCCCCGACUCACUUGCAAAAAACAGACACAGAUGACAUUGACUUUAAGGUUGCUCAAAGUGUUCAAAGCCUCACCCAGUUACUCUACAGUCUGCAGGCCGCAGUGACCAUCCAGGACAGCUGUUAUGAAGUCCAGAAGCUCCUCCUCCAAGAGAAUGGGCGCCCUUCCCCCUGCCCCCAGCGACCCCACCUUCCGAGCAUCCGGGGCAACACCUUACAAGAACAGGAGAAGCAUCGCAACCUGGAGAAGAGGAAGGAGGAGAUGGCGGCGGCUCAGCGUCUCCAGGGCCGGCUGCGCCAAGAGAAGGAGCGCUGGGAGAAGGAGUGCCAGGCCAGGGAGAGCCAGCAGGGGGAGCAGGAGAGCAGGCUGGAGGAGAGGGAGAGGCAGUGCCACCUGGAGGUGGAGAGGCUGAGGCGAGAGAGGGAAGAGCUGGAUGAACAGUUGGAGGAGUACCAGCAGAGUCUGGAGCGGCUCAGGGAGGGCCAGAGGAGUGUGGAGAGGGAGCGUGAGCGGCUGGAGAACCAGCAACAGCUGCUCCAAAACUGGAGGCACGGCCGGCAGAGGAGCCUGCCCACUGUGAUUCCUCACAUGGUCAUCCCUCUAGAUGAGCAGCAGGAGUCUGCACCAAGUCAGCCCAGAGACCAUGCUGGUAACGGCUCCGUGUUCGUGAACGAGGCUGCGUUCGGCAGCGCCAGCCUCAACAACCGCCACGUCCGCCACAAAGGAAAUGACCCCCGCGCACACAAUUGUCUCAACACCCUGCUGGCAAGAUCCAACAGCAGACAGCCCUCCAGAGCUAAGACCCAACACAAUCCGCACUCAGACUCACAGGGAUGGACGAUGGGGACCGGAUACUUGUACAGUCCUGCAGGAAGACUCGGACUGGAGCAGUUGCCCAGUGAUCAUAACAGUCACAGCUACAUCGGGGAGACCUGGUCGUCAACAGCAAGCGGAGCUGACCCGUAUCCGGUCCUCCCGCAUCCCACUGACCCUCAGUUGGACCUCAGCGCACUGGUUUCCUUGGAGACUGACAGCGGUGGGGAGGAGGGCAGGGAAGAAACCAUUGUGUACCUCUGAAUGUUAAUACAUUUCAGACUCUUGAAACACCAACCCAGCACUUGGAGGAAGAUCAUGACGCAUCAGAAUCAGGACUGAACCCAGGGAAGCAUUUCUCUGUAUAAACAGUUGUCUUGUACAGCAUUUGUGUUUCGUUUGUUUUUUUUUUUUCAUAUUUGAAAGAUUGUUUUUGUUUUCUUUUUUGUAACAUGGAGAGUUACUGGAAACACGGACUGAGAAACAGAGAUAAAGAAACUGAGGUUGUUUCAGAUUUAAUCUCACAUGUGUCAUGCACCUUAGCUCAAGGCACCAUACUGUGUUCAAUGUCUAUUUUCUGUUUUUUGUGUGUGUGUGUGGGGUCUUUAUUGACUGCCUGGGCCCCUGCAGCCCCACCUUUCCUUCUUCCCCCCUCUCUGCGCCUCACUGCCCCCCCCCCCCCUUCUUUCUUUUCUCAGGUCCCACAUAUCUCAUCCCUCAAGCUGUGUAUUUAUUAAAUUUACCACAGAGGGAGAAAAAGCGUACACCCAAUAUCAGCGAAACAUCAGGCUGCAUCUCCCUAGCGGGUGAUUGUCUUGCCUUGGAGUAAACAGCCCCUCUUUGGUUUAUCAGAGAGGCUCUGUUUAUUUACAAGCCGAGCAUAACGUGAAGCACAAAACAUUAGAAUUGAAAGAUGAGGUGUGACAGCGUCAGUCCCACGUUUUUCAGACUCGCUGCCUGUGGCCAUCAUUUAUUCCUUUUUAUCUGGAGCAUGUAUUUCUUGUUAAGAGAAGGGAGCGCAGAUGUUGAUUUAAGAAAGAUGUUGCAGCUGUGCUAAUAUGUCAGUUUUAUCGGAGCACAGAAAUCCAAGCUUCUUUUGAGUGCAGCUGUUACUGCUAAAUGUAAAAAGGGACUUGUGGUGCAGGAACAUGUUGGGAUGUCAGUUGGCUCACCACUUUUGUCCAGACUUAAAUACAUCUAUCAAAUGGAUUGCCAUGAAAUUUUGUACAGACAUUCAUGAUCCCCAGAUGAUUAAUCUUAAUUAAUUUGGUGAUUCCUUAACUUUUUCUUCUAGUACCAGAUUGCCAUGAAAUUUGGUAAAGGUUAUUGGUAGGGGAAGCAAAGCUUUCAUGAAAUACUGAAUCAAUACGAUCAGUAAUUCGAUUAAAAAUAGUUUGUUGUUUCGAAGCAUUUGAUACGGUCAAAACAUUUGCUGAGCAACUAUUGAUAUUGCAUUUGUAUGGAUGGAUUAAAUCUGAUACCAUGAUGAAACAGUUAGUCAGAAUAAAAGUGGUCUUUUUUUUUUUUCAGUCUACUAUUUUAAUGGACCACUUUUAAACAGUGUGCAGCUGCAACAGCGUGGUAAAGCGAGGCGCGGAAACAUCUUGAUGCAAUGACUUUGCUUUGAAAGAUCAAUGCUGUGUUGAGCAGUCUGUGUCAUGCAUAACAAAACUAGUAAACACAUCUACGUAUAUCCCGCUCAGGAUGAAUUGUAAUAACUUUGGUGAUCCUUAACUUUUCAACUAGCACCGUCUUCUGGUCUAAAUUUAAAUUUGUCCAGUACUUCAUUGUAUGACCAAAUACCUGCAAAACUGACGACAUUCCCAUCUGCCUCAAUUGUACUUUGUGUUCAGUGCUAAUUAGCAAACGUUAGCAUGGUAACACACUAAACUGAGAUGGUGAACAAUGCAAAUAUUAAAACUGCUGGACAUCAGCAUGUCAGCAUUGCCAUUACGAUGUUAGCAUGGUGAGAUUAGCAUUUAGCUCAAAAUAACGCUGUGCCUACAGCCUUACAGAGCUGCUGGCUGUAGACUCUCAGUCUAUUACUCUCUUUUUUUUUUUUUGCUUUAUACAAACUGUAAAGGGUGAAAGACGUCCUAAAAUUAUUCUCAAGGCACCCUGAACCAUAUGAAGUGCCCUUAUUGAUACUGUCAUGCUUAAUGCUUAACUAUUACACUUGAAUAUUCAUGUGGUAUAUUUACAUAAUGUCUCUCAUGGGCAUUUUUAUGUGUAGAUAAGUCCCCUGUGCCAAUGCUUUAAGUGUCCCUUGAUGUUUUUUACAGAUGCAAGAGAUGAAUUGGUUUAAUUACUGUCAUAGUUUCCUAAUGGGACAAUAAGGUAGUGGCAGUAUUUUGAUGUGAGUUUAGUACCAUGUAUAUAUGUGUGUGCUUUUAUUUAUUUAUUACCAUACAGGAGUUGUAAUGUUUUACAGUGCUUUGUGAAGGGUAUUGUAUGUAGCAGUGUAACUGUGUAAACAGAUGAACAGGUGUGUUUUCUUGCUGUGUGCUCAUGUUUUAUAUAUUCAGACAUGACUGUAUUGAUAAAAUUACUUUUGU
This is a messenger RNA of Scomber scombrus (Atlantic mackerel), 7485 nucleotides long. RefSeq names its product Rho guanine nucleotide exchange factor (GEF) 28a (gene arhgef28a). Gene Ontology annotation, biological process: regulation of Rho protein signal transduction. The coding region runs from base 23 to 5194 and encodes 1723 amino acids. Gene Ontology annotation, molecular function: guanyl-nucleotide exchange factor activity. Lineage: Eukaryota; Metazoa; Chordata; Actinopteri; Scombriformes; Scombridae. The record is from RefSeq and is a predicted model, not a curated record. The transcript has 33 exons.